This is a messenger RNA of Lepisosteus oculatus (spotted gar), 1671 nucleotides long. RefSeq names its product dual specificity protein phosphatase family protein. Gene Ontology annotation, molecular function: MAP kinase tyrosine/serine/threonine phosphatase activity; protein tyrosine phosphatase activity. Lineage: Eukaryota; Metazoa; Chordata; Actinopteri; Semionotiformes; Lepisosteidae. Gene Ontology annotation, biological process: peptidyl-tyrosine dephosphorylation. The record is from RefSeq and is a predicted model, not a curated record. Gene Ontology annotation, cellular component: cytoplasm.
AACAUCGCAAUUUCUACAUGGCUCACGAGUAUGCUAUGUUAAGUACUGUAUGUAUCAAUCUGUUGACUUCGUUAUUUGUAUUAUGACAUCAUUCCUGGAUUAAACCUAUAUUUAUUUUAUCUUAAACGUGGAAUACGUCUAUCUUUAAUGGCAACAACGACCAUUACCGUGUGUCAGAUGGGUGCUAUUAAAGCUGUGAAAUAUAGUAUAAUGGCACUGGAACGUGUUGAAAAUUUCUACGGAAUAGAGAUCUUGAUGGCACAAGAAGGAACGGGUCUAUUUGAAAAACAAACAGCUGUUGUUACGACACCUUGAGGAAACAGCGCCAUCUGUCGACAAGCGCUGUCAGCGCCCGCAGGAAAGAGAUUCGCCGUCAGAUCGUUGCGGAAACGCGUGUAUGAAGUUUGGACGUUUGCGGCCCUUGUAGUGAAGUAGUGAACCAGGAAGAGCUGGUGGUUUUGUCACAGAAAGAUUUGAAUUAUUUUCAAAUUUGCAUACGUUGCUGCUGUUUUAACGGAGAAGGGGAAAAAUGUAACAACUAAAAAUUAAUCACCAUGUUUAUGACGGCAGCUCGAUACGCUUAACAACGACCCGAAAGCUGAAGAAAAGGGUCAAAUAAACAACCCACAAGCCUCUUCCCAGCCGGGAGGCUUGUAUGCACGCAUGUUUCCUGGCGUGCCCUAUGCAUGGCACUCCACACUCCCAUGAAUGGUAACAGUGUCGGUUCUACAGCCGUGUCCAGGCGUCUGUCAGGCCUGGUGCAGAUCACAGACUGCCUUUACCUCAGCAACGGCUCUGCCGCCAACGACAUCGCUCUGGUCUCCGCCUGCAAGAUCACCUGCAUCGUCAGCGCGACCAGAGACGCCGCGAACACCCCCUGCCCCUCGGUGAAGCACGUCCGGGUCCCGGUAACCGACUCGCCGCUCUCGCCCCUUGGCGAUUUUUUCGACACCGUGGCCGACACGAUCCAGCAGGUGGGAGAGCAGCACGGCCGGACUCUGGUGCACUGCAACGCGGGGGUCAGCCGAUCGGCCGCGCUGUGUCUGGCCUACCUCAUGAAGCACCGCAGCAUGACCCUCCGGGAGGCUCACACCUGGGUGAGGACUCGGAGGCCCAUCGUGAGGCCCAACAGGGGCUUCUGGAAGCAGCUGAUCAGCUAUGAACACAAGCUUUAUGGGAGUACCACAGUGAAGAUGGUAGCAUCAUCCAUCGGAGAGAUACCAGAUAUAUACAAAGAAGAAGUUAGGGAUAUGAUCCCGUAUUGAACAUUACAGUCAGCUAUAAUAGCAAAACUGCAAUUCUUCUAAGCUUCUGUACAUGCUGAUCUGAUGUGAUGAUAAUAUAUACUGCAUAGUGCAAGCCAUACGUUACUGGGACAAAUAAUCCCGUGGCAAAAACAUCUUAUGUGAAGUUUCUAUUGUAAGGUCAUAGCCUUACUUGCCAAAUAACUGCUUCUUAAGGUUUUCUUUUUUCUCUGUUAAAUAAAUAGUAUACUGUACAUUCAUUAAGGAUCUUAAGAAUACAUAUCCCAAGAGGGGUUUCAAAAAUAAUUGCAGGAAAACUAUAAAGUUAUAAAUGUAUAAGGAUGUCUCUACAUCUAGAAUUUGUCAUUUUCUAAUAGAGUUUUAAAAUGCAUCUCCUUUAUUGCUGCAAGUUUCUUUUAUAUUUGAU